Molecule: messenger RNA, 1363 nt
Organism: Tetranychus urticae (two-spotted spider mite)
Lineage: Eukaryota; Metazoa; Arthropoda; Arachnida; Trombidiformes; Tetranychidae
Product: transmembrane protein 130-like
Cellular component (GO): plasma membrane
Source: RefSeq, a predicted model, not a curated record
CUUUUAAGUUAACAUUAUUCAAGUGCAAAUCGCCAAUAACUUCAGACCAACCAUGAAAAUUUUAUCAUCAUUCUUACUUUUGUGUAUUGUCUCAUUCAACAAUGGAAUAUCUUAUGUCGAGUGUGCUUACUCACCCAACAGAGCUAUUUUUUUGCAUGACAGUGGACCUCAAUCAAUUAGUGAUCCAAUCGGAUUCACCGUCACAGUUUUUAAUUCCUCUAAAUCAAAUGACACAUCAUAUGAGUAUCGGUUCAAAUUUGACCAGUUUCCUGAACAUGAUAAAACCAUUGUCUCAACUUCAAUUCAAGUUCGAUACUCAGUAACAUUUGCAUCAACUUGUGUCAAGAAAAGUGGCGAAUUUACGUUACAAGUUGAUGUAUGGGAAUGUCACCUCGGUGUGCCUACAUAUUUGAUAGGAACUGCCCCUGAAACCUUCUAUCUUUAUGCCUGUGAUUGGAUUGAAGUCCAUAACGAUGGACCUGUUACCCUUGAUGCACCAAUCACUUUCACAGUUAAUAAUAAAUAUAGAACAGAUGAUCCAUCAUUUGAAUAUCGGUUCAAAUUUGACCAAUUUCCUCAACAUGAUAAAACCAUUGUUUCAAUUGAACGUGAAGUUGAAUAUUCAGUGACAUUUGAAUCGUCUUCAACACCAAAAGCUGGUAACUAUACAGUGCAAGUUGAUGUUUGGUUUCUUGGCGUCCCUUCACGUUUAAUUGCAACUGCUCUUCAUGAUUUCCAGCUUUCAGAUGAACUGGUCGGAUUUAUCAAUAGAGAGAAUUUCAUUGAAGAUGCUAUUUUUGGUAAAAAUUUUAUUUCAACUAAAAUACCGGUUGAACUGAUUGCUGAUAUUCGUGAUCCUACUGGGUAUUUCACUGGACGAUGUGGAAUCCCACCAGCUAAUAUAACAUAUAAAUGGAUUAUUAAUGAUGAAGUACAAGAGGAAAGACUUAAGGUUAUUGUUCAUACUUUUUCCCAGCCUCAACUGAACAACAUUUCAGUGAUUGUUACAGCAACUAAAACCAAUGGAAGUCGUCUUAUACAAAAAUCUGGUACAUUCAGCACUACAUUGGAAAGCAGAGCUCCAAUUACUAAUUUGACUGUUGAUGGUCCAACCGAGGUUAGAGUGUUUGAAAGACUUCAACUUGAUUUUAAAAUUCACGGAGGAACACCUCCAUUUCAUAUUACCUAUCAUUUUUCGAUGAAGAACCCACACACCGAAACUGAAAGAAUUGUAAAAGGCACGAAUGAAAGCCUUUUCUCAUUAAUUAAUUAUUUCAGCGAUAAAGGAACAAGAGAUUUAUAUCUUGUUCUUGAAAAUGAUGUAUCAACAUUUAGCAAGUCUAUGACCAUUUCAGUCCAUUAA